GUUUGACUCAAGUCUGGGAAGUGCGAGACCUAUAAGCGGGUAUUUAAAAGCCAAGACCAAGAGACUUCCUAUGACUAUCGACCUCACCUGAAGCUUUCUGCCAUCCAGCGACGAUGGCUUCAAUCACCAGUACCGUAUGGGCAAGCUUGCCUCGACUCCCUGCCAAGUCUGAACGGGUGAUCCAGCGGAACCCAAUCAAGCUCAUCAGAUCUCUCACAUGGUUGCAGUUUGCAUUUUUCUUCUCGGGUUGGUUCGCAUGGGUAUGCGAUGCCAUCGACUUCUUCGCGGUCACACUCAGCGCAGCUCGACUCGCACCAUACUUUCACAAAACACUCUCGACGGUCACAUUGUCCAUCACGCUGACGCUGCUCUUUCGACCUCUCGGUGCCUUCAUAUUUGGCAUGCUGAGUGAUCGAUAUGGCCGGAAAUGGCCCUUGGUCGCCAAUUUGAUCAUCAUCUCUGCCCUUUCUCUCGCUACUGGUUUCUGUAAGACUUUCUCUGCCUUCUUAGCGUGUAGAUCUCUCUUUGGAAUUGGCAUGGGAGGGAUCUGGGGCUUAGCAGUCUCCAUGGCUCUGGAGAACAUGCCCGUGGACGCACGCGGCUUGUUCUCUGGAUUCCUCCAACUCGGAUACCCUGUGGGAUACCUCAUCAUAGCUGCCGUCAACUUGAACUCUCGAGUCGCCAAAGAGACUGGAUGGAGGCCUCUAUUUUAUACUGGUGCCGCCUUCUCUCUGACUGGUGCCAUCAUACGACUGUUGUUGCCGGAAUCGCAGUACUUUUUGGAACGACAGGCAGCUCGUCAGAGAGAAGGGGACCAGACUGCAACGAGCAAAAAGUCUGUACAAUUCAUCAGGGAGACUUGGAAGAUGCUCAAGACUCACUGGGCGAGAUGCAUCUUUGCCAUCGUCCUCAUGACUGGUUUCAACUUCUACUCGCAUGGAUCACAAGACCUCUAUCCCGCGUAUCUCACCAACGACAAAGGCCUGACGUCUCAUCAAGCUACAGUAGCGACGAUCAUCGGCAAUUGCGGCGCCAUAACUGGAUGCACGAUAGGAGGCUACGUAUCGCAGUAUCUAGGUAGACGGAUCACGAUGAUCUGUUUCUGCCUCUUCUGCUGCGCCAUGUUACCCUUGUGGCUGUUGCCUUCGUCCUUCAGUGGUCUUGCAGCAGGUGCAUUCCUCGUCCAGGCCGGCGUACAGGGAGCCUAUGGGGUCGUGCCCGUGUACUUGUCUGAAAUUUCACCGGUCGCUUUCAGAGCCAUGUGGCCAGGAGUCGCCUACCAAAUCGGUAACAUGGUCUCGUCCGCAUCGGCGCAGAUCGAAGCGACUGCGGGCGCAAAGCUGAAAGAUCCCAAAACAGGAAAGCCAGCUUAUGGACGGGUAUCCGCCAUUCUUGUGGGCGUCGCGGCUGGCGUGGUCAUCCUCUGUUGCUUGUUCGGCGAUGAAUCGCAUUCUGCUCACUUUGAGCGAGGUCGAGCGGCCUUUGAAAAGGAUGGAGGCUUGGAUGUUGUGGACGAUGGUCAAGCUGCUAAGACUUACCCUGAGUCGACGCAGGGCGAUGAGGAGAAGGCAGAGGAUAUCCAACGUGAUCAUCUGCGUGCUUGAUGGAGCAUGUUCUUCUUCGUACUCUGCCAUGGCCCGCCUAUGCGCGUCUCGGAAAGUUGGGUUCUCUCUGAAAGCUUGUUAGUCUAUUUCGAAAGGGUCAGAAGAUUGUUGGUACGCAAGUUGUCAGUCUAGUCGGAAAACGAGCAAACGUAACGGAAUA
This is a messenger RNA of Kockovaella imperatae, 1764 nucleotides long. RefSeq names its product carboxylic acid transporter. Gene Ontology annotation, biological process: plasma membrane lactate transport. NCBI's taxonomy places the organism in Eukaryota, Fungi, Basidiomycota, Tremellomycetes, Tremellales, Cuniculitremaceae. The transcript has 11 exons. Gene Ontology annotation, cellular component: plasma membrane. Bases 114 to 1604 code for a protein of 496 amino acids. The record is from RefSeq and is a predicted model, not a curated record. Gene Ontology annotation, molecular function: secondary active monocarboxylate transmembrane transporter activity.